GCGACUGUUUCCAUACAUAAACGUAUAUAUCUACCGGCCGGCGUAUAAUCCCACCAGUGUUAGUUUGCUCACCAAGCCGGUAACACCACAGACUCGAAAAACCAGUUAAACAUGCCGAAAUACGUAUUUCACUACUUUGAUGGCAAGGGUUUGGGCGAGCCAGUGCGUCUGCUCCUGGCUUUCGGUGAUGAAGGUUUUGAAGACCACCGAGUAGCCUUCAAGGACUGGCCCGACUUUAAGCCAAAGACCCCCUUCGGCCAGAUGCCACUCCUGGAGUUUGAAGGCAAGCAGUACGCCCAGAGUCUAUCAAUCGCUCGCUACCUCGGCAAGAAGUACGGUCUGGCGGGAGAGUCCCUCGAGGAUGCUCUAGAGAUCGACCAGAACGUCGACCUCAUCAAUGACCUCCGUGCUAAGGCUGCAAUUGCAUCCUACGAAAAGGACGAGGCUGUGAAGGAGAAGAAGUACGCUGAAUUCAACAAGGAUGUGUUCCCCAACAUGCUGGAAAAGUUAAACGAAAUCAUCAUUAAGAACAACGGCCACAUCGCCAUUGGAAAGCUGUCUUGGGGAGACUUUGUCUUCGCUGGUAUGUUCGACUACAUCAAGCACUUGUUGGCUGUACCUGACCUGGAGAAGAAAUACCCAGCAUUCCAGAAGGUCGUAGACGCCGUGUACUCCAUUCCCAAGGUCAAGACCUACGCUGAUGCUGUAGGACCUACGGAAUUCAUCAUGCCGAAGUACGUGGUCCACUAUUUCAACGGAAAGGGAUUGGGCGAGCCCAUCCGUUUGCUGCUGGCUUAUGGAGGCGAGGAAUUUGAAGACCACCGCGUCGCUGGCAAGGACUGGCCAGAAUAUAAGAAAAAUACUGUUUUUGGACAAAUGCCAAAUGUCGAUAUUGAUGGCAAGAAGUACGCUCAGAGCAUUGCCAUCUGCCGUUACCUUGGCAACAAGUACGGCCUGGCUGGAGACACCCCUGAGGAAGCUCUGGAGAUCGACCAGCUCGUCGACCUCCUCGUUGAUUUUCGUCUAAAGGCUGCAACAGUAACUUAUGAAAAAGAUGAGAAAUUAAAGGAACAGAGAUAUGAGGAAUAUAGCAAAGAUGUGUUCCCUGAACACUUGGACAGAUUCAACGACAUCAUUGAAAAGAACAACGGACACUAUGCUCUCGGAAAGUUAACAUGGGCUGAUUUCGUCUUUGCUGGAUUUUUCGACUCCAUGAAGUUCAUCGUGCGAAUUCCUGACUUGGAGAAGAAGUACCCAGCCUUCCAGCGAGUUAUAGACCAUGUAUACUCCAUCCCCAAAGUCAAGGCAUACGCUGAUGCCCUUGGCCCUACAGAAUUCUAA
Molecule: messenger RNA, 1341 nt
Organism: Spodoptera litura
Lineage: Eukaryota; Metazoa; Arthropoda; Insecta; Lepidoptera; Noctuidae
Product: glutathione S-transferase 2
Biological process (GO): glutathione metabolic process
Molecular function (GO): glutathione transferase activity
Source: RefSeq, a predicted model, not a curated record